AUGUACGCUGCGCCGCCGAACGACCGCACGCAACUGCAGGAGGCUCUGCAGCGACUGCAGCAUGAGAAGGGUGAGGCAGACGGCAUGUUGCGCAUCCUGACGUCCAAACUGAAGGAGGCGGAGGAGGAUAAUUUUGAUUUGCGCGCCAGUAUGUCACUGUUCGAGACGGAGACGAAAUACGAGAGCGACAAGAAGGAGCGCGAGAUGCAGAAACGGAUGGCGGCACUCGAGUCCAAGCUCGCUUUCAUGUCCGAAAAGCUGCAGAACGCUGAGCGUGUCAAGCUGCGUGCCAUCAAGGAGGUGGAGGAGCUGCAACAGAUGCAUACCAUCGAGACCAAGCGCCGUGACGCCGAACGUAGACUGAUGGCCACCAGACGCCGCAAACACGAGAGCUUCCUGGCCGCCAGUCAGUCUACGAGGAUGUCCCAGCAACACUCACAGCUUUCGCAGCAGGUGACGCGGCCGCCAUCGGCGCUAGUGGUGGAAACUGCCGUCCAGACAGAGCUGAAGCUCGCUGACGAGGGAGGAGAGAGUGGCAGUGGCGGUCUGAAGGAGGAGAACGCAAGACUGGUAUCAUAUCUAUUGACGGGGACUUCCAGGGAUUUACUUACACUUUUGAAUGGCACUGUGCCUGUGGAAGCUGGGGAAAAUGCGCAGCCUAAUCCUGAUGAUGACCGAACGCAACCGCUACAAGGAUGCCAUAGCUCGACUCCGUCGCAGUUUUUUCAAGGAUCAUCAAGCAAUUCGCUAAAUGACUCGAUGCAGCAAUCGGCCAGUGGAGUUCCGUUCUCGCAGAGUGUAUUCUCGCAGCUUACGGGGAGAGCUUCCGCUCAAGCACACGCGUCGAUUUUGAGCGUUGCUAGGGGGACCAAUGCGACACAGAAUGCGUUGGCAACGGAUCGUGCACGAGAGCUGUACGAUGUGAUUGGAAUAAUGCUGACAGGAGAUGUUUCUGCUGUUGCUCUUGCACCUGUGCUCGUGAAGUACCUCACGGCGCCAACAGAUUUGGAGUGGGGGAUAAUUUGCAGUGUGUUGCGCGUCAUGUACUCGGUGAUGCAUCACAGUGCGCAUUUCCAGCACUUUCUACUUGUGGCAUCGUCGCCUUCUGAUGACUCCUCGUCUUCAGUUUCCAGGCUGCAACGUAACAUGAACAGAAUGGACCACCCGCGAAUUGCACUAUCCGGUCUGCGCUUUACCUCGUUGGACGAUUACUUAUCAGUUCGAUCGGAUUAUGAAUCGGUGGUUCAGAGCGACCUGCUGCAGUCAUCUGCAGCAGAAGUUGCUUCAGAACAGCGGCAGCUUUGUUUGAAGCUAAUAAGUGCAGUGUGUCGAGUUAUAAAGAACAAUCUCAAGGAGCCUGCCGUUGUGAAAGAUGGUCUGUGCGUACUGUGCUUUUGGGUCGACCUCGGACUUACGCAUCGGCCGGCAUUAAGCCCAGACGUUAAGCCCUUGCUGGCAAGCAACGUAAUCCCAUCUAUUCUGUUGGCACCAAAGGGUCUUCCCGCCGUCAAAGCAUUAGCACUUGGUCUGCUAUCCCAGCUACUACGCGUUCCAGAAGUUUUCACAGAAGUGGAGGCCGAGUCCAAGAAAUCAUUGCUAUUUAACCGAUGCGCCAAAAUGCUGGCUCUUGAAGGCGAUAUUUCUGUGGAUGAGGCCAAGAAUUUACGAACACUUCGACACCAGAUAGUAAGGCUGCUGCUCUCGAUUAUUACGUCGUUCCCUGCCGAAGGAAUUCGAUUCGUGCUUGAAAGCACUCACGGCCUCCCCGGCGACGCGGAUGGAUACCGGUCAGUUAUUUAUUAUCUGGCCCAGCUCCUUCACCAGGAGACUUUUCGUGCACGUACAACAAGCGUCGACGGUGAAAGUUCCGAUACGCAGGGGCUGCUAAAUGACAACUUUCGUAUGGAUCUCAUCCAAGAUUCACUUGGGCUGUUGGGGCUUCUUUCGCGCUAUGUGGAUGUACGAAGCGAGCUGGGUGGCGAUGACCAAGUGCAAACGUUUCACGGGACUUUGUAUUUUCUUAGCAAUCUUACCCAAGUCGGCGACGGCAGCAGUAGUCGAAACGACUCGAUUGCGGCAUCCGCGCGCACCUUACUUGCGAUGAUGAACUUCCUGGGCGAUAAAGGAUGA
Molecule: messenger RNA, 2130 nt
Organism: Phytophthora nicotianae INRA-310
Lineage: Eukaryota; Oomycota; Peronosporomycetes; Peronosporales; Peronosporaceae
Exons: 1
Coding region: 1-2130 (709 amino acids)
Source: RefSeq, a predicted model, not a curated record